GCAGGCUGUAACCACUACUGGCCUGAAGUCAGCGAAACAUUUGUUCAUCAGUACCAUCACCAACCCUCGUGGCUCUUGUCGACCGGCGCCAGCAGAUCAUGACCUCGACGGAGGGAGUCGGUAUGGACCACACCUCCGAAUCCACCCCGCUCCUUUCGCAUCAUGCUCCAAACGGGCGGAUUCCAGCCAGGCUGCAGCGGCGCGUGCAGGUGCUCCUCUGCGUCUUCGCAUUCAUAAUGAUGCUAGGAGAUAACCUCCAGCCCGCGGCGCUGACGCAGGUGAUGGAGGACGCGAUCUGCGACGACUACUACGCGCGACACAUCUCCGUGGCCACCACCGGGGAGACGAGCGAUCGAUGCAAGGUGCACGCCGUGCAGAUGGAGCUGGCGCAGGUACGUGGCUACCAGCAGCUGGUGCCGUUGUUCGCGGCGCUGGUAUGCACGGUGCCGUACGGGCUGCUGGCGGAGCGGAUCGGGCGCAAGCGGGUGCUGGUGCUGAGCGGCGCCGGGGUGUGCGCGGCGCUGGGCUGGGUGCUGGCCGUGUGUUUCUGGCGGUUUGCGAGCGUGCGCUGGGUGUGGCUGUCCGGCGCCUUUCUCUUCGUCGGCGGCGGCGACGCCGUCACCUCCAGCCUCGUGCAUAUCAUGGUCACCGACGUGACGGGCCCCGCGGAGCGCGCCCAGAUCUUCCUGUUCCUCCAUGCCGCCGACGUGCUCGCCGGCUUCUGCGGGCCUGCUAUCAGCGCCGCCCUCAUGGAGAAAGGCCACGUCUGGACGGUGCUGCUGCUGGCCGCUGCCGCCCUUCUCGCCGGUACCUUCCUGCUGACACCCUUCAUCCCUGAAACCCUGGCCUUCCGGACCGACGCCGGGGGUCCCGCUGCAUCGCCCGCCGCCCGGAUCGAUCCAUCCUCGGAACCCAUCACCAAGCCCACUUCCAUCUGGGAUCGCAUCUCCCGGGUACUUGCCCCCGCCCUGACCCUGACCUCGAACCGCCAAGCGCUGUUACUGCUGGGCGUAUUCGCCCCGCAAACCGCCGCACGCGACCUCUUCACGAUGGUCGGCCUGCAGUACUCGCGGGCGAAGUUCGCGCUGCCCUACGGGAGGGGUAACGUGCUCCUGUCAGUGUUUCAGGGCGCCCAGGGGCUGGUCGUGCUUGUGCUUUUGCCGUUCAUCACGCGGUGGGUCGCGGACCCGCGCGGAUGGACGCCGUGGGCGCGCGACCGCCGCUACGCCAUCGUGUCGGUGGUGCUGACAGCCGCCGGACUGAUGGUGAUUGCGAUGGCGCCGGGGCUAGUCGUCGAGGCAGCUGGGCUGCUGCUGGUGGCGUGUGGGAGCUGCACGACGGGGCUGUUGAUGAGCUUGCUGGGUGGCGCCGUGCACCCGAGCCAGGUGAGUACCGUGUACAGCGCCGCGCUGAUGCUGAGCAUCGUGGUCUCAAGUGUGGCUGGGCCAGUUGCGAAUGCGCUGCUGGUCGAGGGUUUGGUGCUUGGGUGGGUGUGGAUGGGGUUGCCGUUUGCUGUUGCGGCGGUGGGGAUGGCGGGCGUGGCCGUUGCGGGUUUGGCUAUCAAGGCGGAGAAGCCUGAGGUUUCGGGGGAUGGUGAGGGUGAGGACGAGGGUUACUAGAUGCCUGUCUAAACUAUUACUGCAGGGUUGCGUUGACGGUUAGUCUUAAACGCGCGGAC
This is a messenger RNA of Aspergillus homomorphus CBS 101889, 1678 nucleotides long. RefSeq names its product MFS transporter. Gene Ontology annotation, biological process: transmembrane transport. The coding region runs from base 99 to 1619 and encodes 506 amino acids. Gene Ontology annotation, molecular function: transmembrane transporter activity. Gene Ontology annotation, cellular component: membrane. The transcript has a single exon. The record is from RefSeq and is a predicted model, not a curated record. Lineage: Eukaryota; Fungi; Ascomycota; Eurotiomycetes; Eurotiales; Aspergillaceae.